UCUUACUACUGUGGUGGCUUUUAGGUUUUUUUAUUCCUUAUGUGAAUCUCAAAACAAGCCAACAUGGGUUCGAGCAGCACAUACAAUUGGCUUACAUUUUUUGGAAACGUCAACGCUGUUGCAGGAAAGCACGAAUGUUAUGGCAUCAGAUAGAAAAGGAGAGCGAAUGGAAGUGGAUCCAAUAGAAAGCCAACACGAAGCUGAGUUACUGGCAGAAUUUGAGCGGAGAAGGCGGGCGAGGACACUUACGCUACCGACCGAUGAUGUUCAGGUCAAAUUGAAGCUAAGAAAGCUGAAUCAGCCGAUAUGCUUAUUCGGAGAAGAUAUUCUGGAUCGGAGAGAGCGACUUCGUGCGCUUCUGUCUACAAUGUCAGAGGAUGAAGUGGCAGCUAUACUACAUACUGAAGAGGGUUUCGUAGAAAAGCCGGAUGAAGAGACAACCACGUGGUACCAUCGCGGACCGAUGGCUCUUCGAGCAGCUCGAGUAGCAAUCGCUGACUUUUCAUUGCGCAGAGCUAAGGAAAGGCUUGCACGUGCCCGUGAGAAUGCUGCGCGACCACCGCACGAGAAAGCUCUAGCACGCCAAGAGGCUCAUAAAUGGAUCCAGCAGUUGAACCUUCAUGCUUCCCAGGUGGCAGACAGUCGACCUGUUGCGUACUGCGAGUUCUCACCAGACUCAGAGCAUAUCGUAACGGCUGGAUGGUCAGGGCAGCCUUCUGUAUGGCGGAGGGAUACUUGUGAACGGCUAAUACGUUACACAGGGCACCAGUCACAAAAUGGAUGCGCCAGAUUUCAUCCUCAUGCUUACGUGUCAGCAGAUUCGUCCUCACUGAAUGUAGCCAGUUGUGCUCACGAUGGAACCGUAUAUUUAUGGUCACUAGAUAGCGAAAAGCCCAUAGGCGAACUAGAAAAGCAUGAAGCUCGCGUUUCUAGGCUAGCCUUUCAUCCGAAUGGUCGACAUCUUGCUACAGCUUGUUACGAUUCUUCUUGGCGAAUGUUCGACGUUGAAACCGGAGAAGAUUUAUUGUUCCAGGAAGGACAUGCAAAGUCUGUAGCCGAUGUUGCGUUCCAUCCCGAUGGUUCAGUGGCUUUAACAGGAGGACUGGACUGUUAUGGGCGAGUGUGGGAUUUGAGAACUGGAAGGUGUAUCAUGUUCCUGGACGGACACACGAAGGAGCUGCAUACAGUCGAUUGGCUUCCCAACGGGCUAGUAUUAGAUUUUAUCUUUCAAAAUGUCAUCUUGGAUUCUAAAAUGAUUGUUGUCAUUUGCUUCACCGCACAGGUGCCAAAGUGUAUUGGCUGGCACCCCUGCAAACUUGUUCUUUUUUUGGCCUAA
This is a messenger RNA of Strongylus vulgaris, 1336 nucleotides long. The record is from the annotation of a GenBank genome assembly. NCBI's taxonomy places the organism in Eukaryota, Metazoa, Nematoda, Chromadorea, Rhabditida, Strongylidae.